Saxophila tyrrhenica is the source of this 606-nucleotide messenger RNA. RefSeq names its product p24 complex component (gene EMP24). Gene Ontology annotation, biological process: Golgi organization; endoplasmic reticulum to Golgi vesicle-mediated transport; protein retention in ER lumen. The transcript is spliced from 3 exons. Bases 1 to 606 code for a protein of 201 amino acids. Lineage: Eukaryota; Fungi; Ascomycota; Dothideomycetes; Mycosphaerellales; Extremaceae. Gene Ontology annotation, cellular component: Golgi apparatus; endoplasmic reticulum-Golgi intermediate compartment; COPII-coated ER to Golgi transport vesicle. The record is from RefSeq and is a predicted model, not a curated record.
AUGUCCCUCCUCGACCUCCUCCUCCUCGUCUUCUCCUGUCUCACAAUCACCCACGCGCACAACAUCCAGCUCCGCGCGCACUCGCGAGAAUGCUUCCACGAAUCCCUCCACAAGGACGACAAAAUGACCGUGACGUUCCAAGUAGGCGAUAGGGAGUUCGGUGGCAGCGGAAACCUGGACAUCGACUUCUGGAUUCAGCAGCCCAACGGCGCAUACCAGAUUCACCAGACGUCGGUGUCGUCGGGGGAUCACUCGUUUGAUGCGACGCAGGAUGGGAGGUACAUGUAUUGCUUCAGCAAUGAACAUUGGUCGGCGAACUCGAAGGAGGUGAGCUUCAAUGUGCAUGGGAUAGUGUACGUGCCGGAGUCCGAGGCACCGCAGGAUCCGUUGGAGAAGGAGGUUCGUCAGAUGUCACAGCUCCUGGAGCAGGUGAAGGAUGAACAGGGCUACAUCGUUGUCCGCGAGCGGACGCACCGCAACACCGCCGAGUCAACCAACUCUCGUGUCAAAUGGUGGAGCAUUUUCCAGUUGGGCGUGCUCAUAGGAGAGGGUGUGUUUCAGGUCUGGUGGUUGAAGCGCUUCUUUGAGGUCAAACGCGUCGUUUAA